Lycium barbarum (goji berry) is the source of this 456-nucleotide messenger RNA. Its product is annotated as probable 2-oxoglutarate-dependent dioxygenase AOP1.2. The coding region runs from base 1 to 456 and encodes 151 amino acids. The record is from RefSeq and is a predicted model, not a curated record. The transcript is spliced from 2 exons. Lineage: Eukaryota; Viridiplantae; Streptophyta; Magnoliopsida; Solanales; Solanaceae.
AUGGGAGAUUCUUUCAAGCUUCCAACUUUAGAUUUCUGCAAGGCAGAGCUAAAACCAGGAACACUUGAAUGGUAUUCAUUGAGAGAUGAAGUUUUCAAAGGCUUGCAAGAAUUUGGCUGUUUUGAGGUUUUGUUUGAUAAGGUUCAACCAAAAGUCUUACAUGAAGAGAUGAAAGAGAUUUUCAACUUACCAUUAGAAUUAAAAAUGAGUAGAUCUUCUACCAUGUUUGGUUACCUUGGCCAAAAUCCAGCAUUACCUCUCUAUGAGAGAUUGACAAUUCAGGAUGUUCUUUCUCCUGGAGUUGCUGAAACAUUUGCUAAUCUUUUCUGGCCAAAUGGGAAACCUACAUUUUGGAUACCGACUCUGUUUGAUCGUGUUUCUUUUACAAUGAGGGGAAAUUUGACAUUUCAAAAGUUAAAAUUUAGGAAAUUAUGGGACUUAAAAUAUGAUUUCUAA